AUGUCCUCAUCUAUGUGUCACGAGAACCGACUUGAUCAGGACUUGACAUAUCAUUUAAGUUUGCUGAAAUUUGACAAAUCAAAUGAUGAAUGCGAAGAAGCUCUCCUCGCUCCCAUGUUGACAAGCGUAGUGCUCAAUCAACCUGCACUGGCUCCAUUGCAAUAUGGGCUUCUGGGGGGUGUGAAGGAAAUUGAGACACCUUAUCAGGUUGGCACAGAGAUCCAAGAACUGAAAGACGAUCCCCGGUUGUUUUUCAAUGUCUCAUCUCCAUCUAGUGUGUUUAUCUGCGGAUCUCAGGGUUCUGGAAAGAGUCACACACUUUCCUGUCUUCUUGAAGGAUGUUUGAUCUCCUCCAGAGCUGGGAGGCUUUUAAAUCCACUCACAGCGGUUGUUUUUCAUUAUGACACAUUUAUCUGUGAUAAUGGUGGCUCACCCUGCGAAGCUGCUUUCCUGGCGUCUAAUCCAAACAUCAAGGUCAGAGUCCUCUGUGCUCCGACCAAUCUCCGGACCAUACAGGGAACCUACUCAAGAUUCAACAUCAAGGUAGAGCCUUUACAGAUAGAUCAGUCCGACUUAAACACUAAACGUAUGCUGGAUCUUAUGGCAGUCGAUCGAGAUAAUGGUGCAGUUCCAUUAUACUUGCAUACGGUACAGCGAAUCUUGCGAGAAAUGAGGCUAUUACAGCAAAGCGCAGGGUCUCAGUUUAACUAUCAAGAUUUCAAGAGCCGAAUUCUUUCUUCAGGACUUCUGCCGGGUCAGCUUGAGCCUUUGAAACAAAGGCUAGAUACACUGGAGAGCUUCAUGGCACCCCAACAAGCAGGCGCAAGUUACCAGAUGAAAGGGAAGUCCGCGAAGAAGAACGCAGGCUCCAGCUGGACCCCAAAGUCAUCUCAAAGUCUCACUAUAAAUCAGGCCUCACAAUUGACGAUCGUUGACCUUUCCUGUCCGUGCAUCUCACCCGACACGGCAUGCAGCCUCUUCAACGUCUGUUUUGGGAUUUUUAUGGAACAGGAAACCAAGAUUGGUAGGAUUGUAGCACUUGAUGAGGCUCAUAAGGUGCGACUUACAACUGAGAUCGUAGUUAUGUUGACAUUAACUGGCUUUCAGUACAUGAAGGAUUCUGUCGAGGCGCAAGGGUUCACAGAUACUCUGCUCUCAACGGUUCGAUUACAACGUCACCUCGGUGCCCGAAUUUUGGUCUCGACGCAAGAGCCAACGAUUUCCAGUGACCUACUCAGUCUGUGCUCCGUCGCCAUUGUUCAUCGAUUCUCAUCGCCGGCAUGGGCACACGCACUGCAAGCUCAUGUGGCUGCGGCAGCCUUGAGUUUGCAGUCAACAAAGGAGAACCAAGCACAUCAUGAUCAGGAGCCGCUUGGGAUUCCCACAAAGCAUUCCAUCUUCCAUCGAAUUGUACAUCUUCAAGUGGGUGAGGCCUUGCUCUUCUCACCUAGUGCGGUGAUCAGUGUUGCAGCUAAGCGAGACAGAUCGCUUGACGUAAUCAGGCUCGGUUCGGGCUAUAUGACAAUCAAAAUUAGGGACAGGCUUACAGAGGAUGGUGGGAAAAGCGUUAUUUCCUCUUAA
Penicillium nucicola is the source of this 1581-nucleotide messenger RNA. RefSeq lists its product as uncharacterized. The transcript is spliced from 4 exons. Bases 1 to 1581 code for a protein of 526 amino acids. Lineage: Eukaryota; Fungi; Ascomycota; Eurotiomycetes; Eurotiales; Aspergillaceae. The record is from RefSeq and is a predicted model, not a curated record.